Messenger RNA from Passer domesticus (house sparrow), 1756 nucleotides. It is a transcript of the gene GOLM1, whose product is annotated as golgi membrane protein 1. The record is from RefSeq and is a predicted model, not a curated record. The transcript is spliced from 11 exons. The coding region runs from base 224 to 1474 and encodes 416 amino acids. Lineage: Eukaryota; Metazoa; Chordata; Aves; Passeriformes; Passeridae. Gene Ontology annotation, cellular component: Golgi apparatus.
CGGGCCGGCGUGCCGGGGCUUAACUGGCGUGCCUGCCGGAUACUGAUAGCGUUUUCUUGCCUCUUCAGCCUGCCUUCCCUCUUAAGGGUCUUGAGCUGGAAACAUCUUUGAAUAUUCGUAGCGGAGAUUUUCAUUAUAUUGUUAGGAGUAUUCAAGACAUCCCCCUCAAGAGCACAUGAAGCUUUAUGUACAAUCUGAUAGUGUGUGAUGACCUUUCUUUCGGAUGGAAAUAUCUAGACAGGUUUCCAUACUUGCUGUGAUUCUUCGGAUUUGUUCUUUUCUUGAAAUGGUAGGACUAGGAAACAGCUGUCGCGGGAUGAAGUCUCCACCACUCCUCAUGGCUGCGCUCGUGGCGUGCCUAAUUGUUUUGGGUUUCAAUUACUGGGCUGCAAGUUCUCGCAGCGUGGAUCUGCAGGGUCGAGUCAUGGAUCUGGAAGGCAAAGUCCGCAGGGCGGCAGCGGAGAGGGGUGCUGUGGAACAAAAAAAGAAUGAAUUCCAAGGGGAGCUAGAGAAGCAGCGACAGCAGAUUGACAAAAUCCAGUCCUUGCACAGCCUUCAGAUGGAAAAUGCCAACAGAGUACAUCAGGAAGAGAAGGCGAUGCUGAUGAAUAACAUCACAGUAAAUGAUCGAUUGAUUCAGAGUCUACGAGAACACUUGAAAGCGUUACAGACGGAAUAUGGAAAGCUACAGCAGGAUGUUUACUGGUUUCAGAAGAACCAGACUAACCUUCAGAAGAAGUUCUCAUAUGACCUCUCACAGUGCAUCAAUCAGAUGAAAGAAUUAAAAGAACAAUGUGAAGAAAGGAUAGAUGAGCUUAGAAAAAAGAGUAGAGAUGUACCACAAAUCAAAGAAAACAAAGACUUCACUGAAGAUAGCCAGGUUGAUACUCAACUGCCAGCCUUGAAGCAAACAGGGUUCAAGCAGGCUGACUUGGAACAGCAGAAAACCAAUGAAGAUGUUCCUAAAGCAGUACCUACAAUAAGAAAGACAGACCUUAUGCAGGCUAAAGAAAGAACAGACAGCCCAACUGACAUGAGAAAACAGGACCCUGAGGCAGAAGAAGAGCAGCUUUCUAGUCAGUUGGAAAAACCUCAAGAGUCGCUCAAGGCUGCUGCAGGUCACAAGGAGAUGCUGCCUGUGUCAGAGAAGGACCCAAAUCCACCUGAGGAUGAGAAACAUGUAGCUGGGCAAGAUAUGUCAGAGCCAGCAGCAGAGCAGGCUGCCAGUGAGGAAGUUGAGAGGGAACAGUUCCUAAAUUACGAUGAUAAGCAGGAUGACUUGCUCCCUGGAAAGGCCGACAAACGGGACCGUGAAGCAGUGAACCAGGACAAGGAUGUCGAUUACAAUUCAGAUGUGAAUGAAGCUGAAUCAGAAACUGACAAGCAAGCAGCACUUGCUGGGAGUGAAAAUGUUCAAAACCAUGAAGAUACAAAGAACCACUUACCUGACAAUGGUGAAGGACGACAGAAGUGAACAAAGGAAGGUCAUGAUACAACUGAGUCACCUCUUCCUCCAAAUGCAGCAAUGAUCCAAGCAAAGUGAUCUUAGAAAGUUUUGAUUAUCUUCUAAAGGCUUGACUAAGGGCCCAAAUGAAGUAGUAUUUUCUUGUGAAGUUUUAGUACUGUUGCAGUGAGGAAAAGAAGUAAAUCUCUGGAGGCUUGAUUCAAAGCAUUUUGGCCUCUGCAAUGGCUUUCUCCUUCCUAUCAAUUAUAAAAUUGCAAUCAGGUAGCAAUAAAAUUAGUAACUUUGAAGUUG